GCCGUCGUAUUCAAAAUUACCGACAAAAGAAGCGCGUCUAUCAUUACAAUCUGCGCCAGUUUUUCUUUAAAAAAAUUGAGCUAGCUGUCGAAUAUUGUUUUCCCAAAGGUACGUUGGUAGUAAACUGGAUUUGGUGUUUUUAAAUACAGGUGAAUUACGCGAUUUCUGCCUGGAGACUUCAGCACCAAGGACUUGCCACACACACACACACGCAUACUAAUUACUCGAUCGGCAGGCCAGGCCACAAACAUGUCUGGACUUAAAAAAUUCCAAAACAACGAGGCAUGGCGUCAAGAACUGCGUGCGUACCUCUUGACCGAUUGCUCGCCCAAGAAGCAAGGCAAGAUCGAGGAUAAGCGGUACAGCCGGGAGAUGGACGGAGAUUUAAGGAAGCCGCUGGAAAUCAGGACCGAUACGAAUCCGGCCGCGGCCGGAAUCACCCAGAGAACCAUUCAUCUCACCGAAGACACCAUGUACGAGGGAGCCAUGGGUUACUCGGAGGAAAUCGAUGACAGCUUCGACGCCUUUGAGAAAAUGUGCGACAAGACUGGAUCCGAUCCGGACAGCACUCUCUUCCAGUAUCUGCACAGUGAGAAAAGAAGCCAGGUGCUGGCCAUGGCCAAGGAUAGAAGUGCCUCGACCAGUCGCAGCGCCACUGAUCAGAUGGAAAUCGAUGCACUGCGUCGCAUGCUCGAGGCUGUUGGCACCGAUGAUAUGCUGGACAACGAGAGUCCCGUCAAGGGUGUCGAGUGCACCCAGCUGGAGGAUGUGGAGGCGCCCUCGCGCUUCUGGGACAACGACAACACCCUGGCCGGCAGCAUCGAUGAUACCGUUUUGGAACCCAAGACCAAAGUAUCGCCGGUAAAAAUGGUGGGUCUGCUUCGUCCCUCUACCAUUAUCGAAGACAAUGAACUCGAGUCCUCGGCAGUGUCAUCGCUGAACAGUUUUCUGAGCGCUCGCACUCGAAAGACGAAUGCAUCGAGUUGUUAUGAGACAGCCACUGAUAGUUCCCUCACUAGUGGAACGCUCCUCAAUGUCGAUGAGCUGUUUCAUGCUGCAAUUGCCAAGGCCAAGCCACCAGGCAUGUCUAAGGGGGAGGAACAAGAGCUUCUAAUCGAUCUCCACGGAAGCCUGAGGGAGCUGGCGUUGUCCCCCAAGGAGCUGCCAGAGGAGGCGAACGAUCAAUCGGAUGAUAUACUAGAUGACACCGUAAUUGAGUUGUCCUCUGAUGACGAUGAUGAUGUUGAGGAGGUCAAGGUCGUUUCAGAUAUUAAACAAGAGGUCUCAACUCGCCUUACGAAUGUCCAGGGGGAUGGGACCAUCGAAGGGAAUCAAAUGGAUGACAGCAAGGAAGACAAGGAAAACGACUCUUUGCAUUUUAACGAUACUAUGGAGGAAAUGCAGUACAUGAUGGAAAAGGGCAUGGAGUAUAUAAACAAUGGAGUUGCAACACCACUCGCCGCUAAGCCGAAGAGCCCGCUGUUGCCCAAGCAGAACACGUUCCUGGUGUCACCCAAGACAAUACAGAAAUCGCCAGAAGCCCGCUUCUUGGAGCCACCUUUGCCGUUGCGUCCCAGUAACAAGCCAAAAGGCGUCGAACCCUCGCCCAGCAAGGGCAAAAUGGCCCCCAAACACGACCUCAACAUGGACUGGACCAAGAAAAAGUUUUUUCCUCAGUUCGGCCACAUUGUCAGUCCGAUUCGCGCCUACACCCAGAAAUCGGGCACUGCUCCUCUGAUGAGCCUGUUCCGUCCAACCAGUGCCGAUAUAUUCAGUACCUUGGCCAUCAGUGAGCUGGAGCAGGAAUCACGGUUGUGUCAACUGAAACCCAUGUGCAACACGGCAGCUAGCAGCUCAAAAGCGAGCGGUGCCAGUGCCCUGAUCAAUGGCAUUGACUCCUCCGCCCAGGUGCUGCCCAAGAAGGCUUACAUAUCAUCGGAGAUCAAACACGUGGUCGAUGAGCGCACUCCCUUCUCCAUGCCUAGUGUACCACAGAUUCAAAAGAAUCUAAACUCGGCCGUGGAACCGACAGUGCUCCGUCACGAUGGCAAGAUGAAAAUGCCCAAUGCACCAGCCGAUAGCAAGUCAUCCUUAUCAUUAUCGCGUAUUCCACGCCGCGCCAACCACAGCCUGGCGGAUCUGUCGCUCGCCUCCGGUGACGUUUCCCUGUAUACGAUUAGAGAUGCCCAGAAAUUCUAGACAGCCAAAAGGGCAAAACGAAAUGUGUUAGGUUUAAUAUUGCAGCGACAAAUAAAUGUAUUUAGCUAGUGCUAGUAAA
Drosophila kikkawai is the source of this 2278-nucleotide messenger RNA. RefSeq names its product septin interacting protein 2 (gene sip2). The record is from RefSeq and is a predicted model, not a curated record. NCBI's taxonomy places the organism in Eukaryota, Metazoa, Arthropoda, Insecta, Diptera, Drosophilidae.